This is a messenger RNA of Gossypium arboreum, 883 nucleotides long. Its product is annotated as 14 kDa zinc-binding protein. The record is from RefSeq and is a predicted model, not a curated record. Gene Ontology annotation, biological process: purine ribonucleotide metabolic process; sulfur compound metabolic process. The coding region runs from base 101 to 679 and encodes 192 amino acids. NCBI's taxonomy places the organism in Eukaryota, Viridiplantae, Streptophyta, Magnoliopsida, Malvales, Malvaceae. Gene Ontology annotation, cellular component: cytoplasm. The transcript is spliced from 6 exons. Gene Ontology annotation, molecular function: adenylylsulfatase activity.
CAGGCCUAUCAUCAGAACCAACCCCAGUUAGCGAUUACUUUUUUUAGUUCACUUUCACAGUUUUCCCUUUUUAGUAAAAAACACCUGGGAGAAGCAGAAAAUGAUAUUAGCCCAAAAAUCUAUGGCUGCUUUCACCUCUUUCUCUUUUCUUCGUAAUUAUGCAGCGACUGGAAGGAUUGUUGCAAUUGUGAGAGCCUCACCACGACUCUCUUCUUCUCCCACCUCCAUCAAUUUUCUAACACCAAAUCACUCACGCAGAUAUCUAUGUCGUGCUAGUGCUACACAUGAUGAAGAGGCUGCGGCAAAGGCAGCUGCAAUCAAUGCUGAUAAUGGAGCUCCAACCAUAUUUGACAAGAUCAUAGCUAAGGAAAUUCCUUCAACCAUCGUGUAUGAAGAUGAUAAAGUCUUAGCAUUCAAAGACAUCAGUCCGCAGGCUCCUGUUCAUGUUUUGGUGAUUCCAAAGUUUAGGGAUGGGUUGACACAGCUUGGAAAGGCUGAACAAAGGCAUGGAGAGAUACUGGGUCAACUUCUUUAUGCUGCUAGAAUUGUUGCUGAAAAGGAAGGCAUUCUUGAUGGGUUUCGGGUUGUUAUCAAUAAUGGUCCUAGUGCCUGUCAAUCGGUUUAUCAUCUUCACUUGCAUGUCCUAGGUGGGAGACAGAUGAAAUGGCCACCUGGUUAAAGAGUUGAAUUACUUAACGUAUGCUUUUAUCAAAAAAAAAAAAAAAAGAGAAUUACUUAACCUAUGCUUGGAACUUUAUGCCUUACAUUUCAUUUGUUCUAUCUCUACCCUCUUAUAUUCUCAUUUCUAGAGUUUGAAAUGGCCUAAUGUACUUUGAACCUAAAACCUUGGAGAGAUGAUGAGAAAAUUGGGUUUGGUGGUGAA